Messenger RNA from Cylindrotheca closterium, 1851 nucleotides. NCBI's taxonomy places the organism in Eukaryota, Bacillariophyta, Bacillariophyceae, Bacillariales, Bacillariaceae. The record is from the annotation of a GenBank genome assembly.
AUGAGUCCUUCAGGAGAGAAACAGCUACCAUUAGAACCUUCAACAGAAAGAAUAUUGCGCCAAGCUUUGAAUGUGGUGUCAACCCAGUCAUCAUCAUACUCUGGUUCUGAUGUCAAUCUAAAGAAGAUUGCAAAAAAGCGAAGAGGAGCUGGCGGAGCAGUGGAUGUUGAGUACACGAAAAGCAGCAAAGAGUAUCUUCAGAAGGCACAGCAAAGUCUAAGGCAAGAGUCUGGUAGCAAAACCUCUUCAGAGUUUUCGUCCAAUUCGAAUGCUACGAAUGAAUCAUCAGCAACUCCACCAACAGAUCAAUCAUCGUCCAACCCAUAUGGUUAUGAAGACCCAGAUGCCGCCCCAAGGAAAUUCAGUGGACCAGCACACCGUAGCUUCAGCCAACCCGCUAUCUCCUCUGCUGGCAAUCAGUAUGGAUACGGAGAUCCAGCGGCUUCAAACCCAUAUGGAUACGGAGACGCUGUUCCUUCCAAAAUUGGGGAUCCAGCGGCCUGUAAUCCUUACGGUUAUGGAGACGCUGCACCCUCAAACCCUUAUGGUUACGAGAAUCCAGAUGCUGCUCCCACAAUUCGUCGUAGAGGUCCAGCCCGGCGCCGAGGCUCAGUGACGAAGUUUUCGAUUCAAGCAGCUGCUGCUGCAACUGCAGUCACGGACCGGAUACUGCAAAAGACAAACCUGCUUUCCAAAAAAAAUUGUGACGAUGGCCAGAACAAGCCGAUGAGACGGUCAACUUGUGCGCAUGUCCCUUCUUCCGAUGGUAGAUUCAAUAGAAUGAGCAUGGACACCGGGAAGUUAAAUGAUUCGCCACCAACUCUUGUUGAUGGACCUUCGAGUGGUGAUAUGAAACCUACAACACCGAAGCGCCAGGCUAGUUUCAGUGAUCCCUUGGAAAAAGCGAAGCAAGCGCUAAACGAAAGUACUGAGAGCAUUGGGAAACCGAACAAGAGCUUUGGAAACGUGGCUGUUGAUGUUUACGAGAAUUCGAGAUUUACAGUCGCUGCUCCACAGCGACCACGGCCUCGUAGGAGAGGACCAGCUUUUUCGAUUUCCACAGAACCGGAACAAGAACGACAGGAUCAGUCAAACUCAACUCUCCAGUCACCUGUGCAGAGCUCUCUGAGUGUGCAAAAGACUCCCGCGUCGUCUCUUGGACCUGAGAUGGAAACGUCGCUGAAUGAUAUCCAAGGAUUGGAAUCACGAUGGUCGCUCAUUGUGCCUGAUCAGUCUUUAGGUCGCACAGUUCCUCAAAGAUCCUCUUCCAAUCACUCUUUCUUAUCCCCGAAACGAUCAGGUUCACUUCGUUCUCUUUCUCGAGCUGCUGCAAAUCUACGCAAGGAGAAAGGAGAAAGCUCGAUGCACGAUUCUAUCGGAUCUAUUGCAUCUUGGGAUGAUAAUAGUUUCCAAACUCCACAAGCCUCGAAGUACAUUCAAUCACCGAAUUGGCGCAGGAAGUACUCGCGAUCGAAUUCAGUUGGAUCCAUUGGAAGCGAGUGCGACUCUUUGGCCUCAGACAUGGAAUCGCUAUGCAGCAUUUCCGUGCGUACUGAUGAUCGACCUGGCUUACCCUCACCGGCGGCUUCAUUCAAAAAAUGUGUUGUCAACAGGACGCCAAGCAAACUUUCAAGGCACAAUUCCAAUGGCAGUCUCUUCGGAUCAAGACCAAAAGACAACUCUAAUGACGAUGGUUCUGUGUCUGCUUUGAAGGCUAUGAACCUUGAGAACACUUCGAAGCAGCCGUUUGGUGUUGCUCGUGCUGCAAAUCCAAAUGCUGUAUGUCGCAGCUACUCUGGGGACAGGCUACGUGUUUUACGGGAUCAAAAGGUUGUUCGUGAACAACAUUAG